CCAUCGUUCAAUUCAUAACAGAAAUUUUAGUCCUCAUACAAGCUUAAAAUCCAAACUCUCUCCCAAAUGCAAAGUCCUUCCCGCUCUCUUUUCUUCAUGUUGCCUUCUUUUGCCCGUGGUUUAGCAGUGCAUGGGCGGUGGCCAGGCUCACUCAGACCCGCCCGACAAGGAGGAGGACCGAAAGUCGCCGCUUGCUGCGGUGGCUGGUCUGCGGCUCCAAGAUGCUCCUAUUCUUUUCCUGCUUUACUUCCAUACGGCUAUACGGGCGGAGCUUACUGAGCUCCGGCGUUUGGCAGUUGCGGCCGCUGCGGAUGGGAAGAGUGACUCAUACUCGCGUGAAUUCGUGGGUGAGCUGUUUAGAAGGUUCGAGUUUCUUAAGCUUGUUUGUAAGUAUCACUGCGCUGCUGAAGAUGAGGUUGUCUUUCUAGCUCUGGAUGCACAUGUUAAAAAUGUGGCUUGUACAUAUUCACUGGAGCAUGAAAGUAUAGAUCACAACUUCGAUUCUGUUUUCUAUUGCUUAAAUGCAUUGGAGGGAAGUGAAAAUACCUCUAAAGCAUUGCAAGAACUUGUAUUUUGCAUUGGCGCCAUCCAAGCUUCUAUUUGCCAGCAUAUGUUGAAAGAAGAAAAGCAGGUUUUCCCUCUGCUGGUUAAACAUUUUUCUUUCCAAGAACAAGCUUCUCUGGUGUGGCGGUUCAUUGGUAGCAUCCCUGUAAUUCUGCUGCAGGAUUUUCUACCAUGGGUGAUCUCUUUUUCUCAACCAGAUGAGCAAGAAGAAAUAAAAAAUUUUGUAAGAGAAGUUGUACCGAAGGAAAAAUCAUUGCAAGAGGUUGUAGUAUCCUGGCUAGAUAAGAAACACCGGACUGGUUUUGAGUUUCACAUUGAGCUUGCGAAAGGAGUUCAGCCUCUUGAUGGACCUAUCUCUAUCAAAAGCAAAUUCAAAUUCCAUUUGAUUAAGAAUCCUCUUGGAUGGAUGAAAGCGCCUUGUUUUCAAACAAAUACCGGGAAUAAUCCAAUUGAUGGCCUUCUUUUCUGGCAAGGAGCCAUUCAAAAAGAUUUGAAAGAAAUUCUGGCAGAGCUGCAUCAAGUAAAAACAUCAAGCUGCUUUCAAAAUCUUGAUUUUAUUGUACUCAGACUGAAAUUCCUUGCUGAUGUCCUAAUCUUCUACUGCAAUGCACUGGAGAAGCUUUUUUACCCUGUCUUGGUUGAUGUUUCCAACAUUCAGCUGUCUCUGCCCUCUCAAGAUCUCUACAUUGCAAGUGAUAUUAAACAUUUACUGUACUUGGAAAAUUGUAAUAGUCGAAAGGGGAUAACAGCAAAUGAGUUUGUGAAGGAGCUGUGCCAGAAACUGGAGUCCUUUGUGAUGAACAUUGACAUAAAAUUUAGUUUACAAGAAAAUGAGGUAUUCCCCAUCAUUAGCAAGAACUGCAGUAAAGAAAUGCAGCAGCAGCUUCUGUGCAUAAGCCUCCAGGUGGUGCCACUAGGUUUGCUGAAAUGUGUGGUCACCUGGUUUGCUGCUCAUUUAUCUGAGGAUGAAUCUAGGUCCAUUCUGCAUAUUAUAAAGAAAGGAUAUUCUUUGACCCAUGCAUCUUUUGCAUCCCUUUUGUUGGAGUGGUUCCUUUUAGGUUAUUCAGGAAAAACCUCAGUUGAAAGUUUUAGAAGGGACUUGGAGAAAUUGUUCAGCAACAGAUGCUCUUUUCUUCCUGUGUCAAUUGAGGAGGAUGCUGGAUCUUCUUCCUUUCUUUCCGAUAUGUGCCUUGGUAAAGGAUCUAAAUCUAAGAUAAUUAAGCCAGUUUUUGUUUACAAAGGAAAGAAGGACUUCCCUUAUUCUUCAGCCAGCUCCCAUGGCAUUAAGCACGAUGAGACAUCAAACUGCGGUGGAAUCAAUUUGCAUAUAUUUUUUCCCAAAAUGACAAGGGAUUUACGCUUUUUUCCAGAUUUUUCUGUUGAGAAGAACUGUGUUGAUUAUGCUAUUGAUGAACCAAUACCAAUGGAUAUGAUUUUCUUCUUUCAUAAGGCUUUAAAGAAAGAUUUGGAUUAUCUUGUCCUUGGUUCAGCUCUGCUGACAGAAAAUGCCGGGUUUCUCCCUGAGUUCCGCCAACGCUUCCAUUUGAUACACUUCUUAUAUCGGAUCCACAGUGAUGCAGAGGAUGAGGUAGCUUUUCCAGCUUUGGAAGCAAAGGGAAAACACAGAAAUAUCAGCCACUCUUAUUCUCUGGACCAUGAAAUAGAAGCUGAAAACUUCAGCAAAAUAUCCCUCAUUUUGGAUGAGAUAUAUGAAUUGCAACUUGAAUAUUCUAGUGGUGAACCAGUUACACUGGACUGGGUGGCGAAGCGCCAAAAGCUGUGUAUUGAUCUUCAGGAUACAUGCAAAUCGAUGCAUAAGUUACUCUCUGAUCAUGUGCAUCGUGAAGAAGUUGAACUUUGGCCCUUAUUUAGAGAAUGUUUCACGCUAAAGGAGCAAGAAAGGAUCAUAGGAAACAUGCUUGGAAGAACAGGAGCAGAAAUAUUACAAGAUAUGAUACCCUGGCUUAUGUCAUCUUUGACUCCGGAUGAGCAGCAAACUCUUAAGUCCUUAUGGCACAGUGCCACGAGAAAUACAAUGUUUGAUGAAUGGUUAGGAGAAUGGUGGGAAGGACAUAAAAUAGCUAAGGAAACAGAGGAGUCAACUAUUCCUUCGUGGACCCCAGAUCCAUUGGAGAUUAUCGCAACAUAUUAUCCUGAAGUCCUUAACAAACGAGAAGCCAUUUGCGGCAAUUUCUCAAGAACUAGUUCGAAUGGUGCUGAUGUUGAGCUGUUAAGAUUGUCCAACAUAGAUGAUAAAGUAAAGGCUUUUAAAGGUGAUGAAAACUGUUCUGAAUGUUCCAAACUGUUUAGCAUGAGCAGUGACAAGCGAUGCAAUGAAGCCGCUGAUCUGAUGGGCUGGACUAAUGAGCCAGAUCAAAAGUUUCAAGUAACUCAUAACACUGGGCAAUGCAAACAACUAAAGACAAUGAGUCAAGAAGAUCUAGAGGCUGCCAUAAGAAGGGUGUCAUCUGACACAUCCUUAGAUCCUGAAAGGAAAUCACACGUGAUGCAGAACUUACUAAUGAGUCGUUGGAUUCUUAAGCAACAGAUAUCUAAUUUAGAAGUAAACAAUUCAAAUAAUGGAGAAGGAAUUCCAGGUCAGCAUCCAUCCUAUCGUGACCCUCUGGAACUAGCAUUGGGUUGUAAACACUACAAGAGGAACUGUAAACUUUUUUCCCCAUGUUGCAACCAGCUUUAUACAUGCAUUCAUUGCCAUAAUGACGUGGCUGAUCAUAAACUGGAUAGAAAAUCUGUCACAAAAAUGAUGUGCAUGAAAUGCUUGGUAAUUCAGCCAAUUGGAUUUACAUGCUCAACGGUUUCCUGCCAUAAUCUAUCAAUGGGAAAAUAUUAUUGCAGGAUCUGCAAGUUAUUCGAUGACGAAAGGCAAAUUUAUCAUUGCCCUUACUGUAACCUCUGCCGAGUAGGGAAGGGAUUGGGUGUUGACUACUUUCACUGCAUGAAUUGCAAUGCCUGCUUGUCACGAUCUCUGUCACUGCAUGUAUGCAGAGAAAAGUCCUUUGAAGACAAUUGUCCUAUUUGCCACGAAGACUUCUUCAGCUCCACAGCUCCAGUAAAAGCGCUUCCUUGUGGACAUAUGAUGCACUCAGCUUGUUUUCAGGAUUAUACUUGUACACACUACACCUGCCCAAUCUGUAGCAAGUCACUUGGGGACAUGCAGGUCUAUUUUAAGAUGUUGGAUGCUUUUUUGGCUGAAGAGAAAAUUCCAGAUGAACAUCAUGACCGAAAUCAGGCAAUACUAUGCAAUGACUGUGAGACAAAAGGAACAGCUCCCUACCAUUGGAAGUAUCAUAAGUGCUCCAACUGUGGCUCAUAUAACACGAGAGUACUAUAGAAGAUGAAAGACAAGCGCGCAAUUCUCUCGCCAUCCAUUGCCAAUUGAAAGAAACCUACCUUAGGUCCACCAUGAGGAUAAUAUGUCUAAGGGUCUGUCUUCCGUAUUUUGAAAACUUUACCAACCGUGUGCAUGUUCUAGAUAAAUAAAACCAAGAAACUCAUUCUUGUUAUCCAGCUGCUUAUUCAAGUGAUGUUUCCUAUUAAACCCUACGCAAAGAUUCUGCUUAUAAAACUACCCAUACUAAGGGAGACAAUGGAUAUGAUGCUUUUUGUUUUAUAUAAAUUAUGGAAUUUUUUUUCAACUUAAA
Molecule: messenger RNA, 4226 nt
Organism: Gossypium raimondii (Peruvian cotton)
Lineage: Eukaryota; Viridiplantae; Streptophyta; Magnoliopsida; Malvales; Malvaceae
Exons: 12
Coding region: 131-3916 (1261 amino acids)
Biological process (GO): protein ubiquitination; ubiquitin-dependent protein catabolic process
Cellular component (GO): nucleus
Molecular function (GO): ubiquitin protein ligase activity; zinc ion binding
Source: RefSeq, a predicted model, not a curated record